Triticum urartu is the source of this 324-nucleotide messenger RNA. Lineage: Eukaryota; Viridiplantae; Streptophyta; Magnoliopsida; Poales; Poaceae. The record is from RefSeq and is a predicted model, not a curated record.
AUUGACAGUAACACUGAUGGAUUUGUUGAUUUCGAAGAGUUUGUUGCUGCCACACUACAUGUGCAUCAGCUGGUGGAACAUGAUACUGAGAAGUGGAAAUCAUUGUCUCAGGCUGCAUUUGAUAAAUUCGAUGUUGACGGUGAUGGCUAUAUCACAUCUAAUGAACUGAGAAUGAAUACAGGACUGAAGGGUUCUAUUGACCCCCUCCUAGAGGAGGCUGAUAUUGACAAAGAUGGCAAAAUAAGCCUUGAUGAAUUUCGCAGGCUCUUGAAAACUGCAAGCAUGAGUUCACGCAACCCAACUCCACGGAGUGUUUCCAAGUAA